UUGGGAACGGCUUCAAAUACGGCUGGGAGCCAUCUUGAAUCCUUGUUUGACAAGACUCUUUUCGCAGUCUGCUAAAAAAAUCCAGAGCACUGUACAAAUACCGCAAACGGAAUCGCUUUAUUUUUGUUAUCCAAGGGUUGGACAGACUUGAAAGGACACGGAGGCCCGGUUGAGCUAACUGAGCAGUAUGCCAACGUUUAAAAGCCUGCCCGAUGUGUCGAAUCCAGAUAAAGUUGGCCGAUUAACCCUUUGCUAAGCAGUUAUUUAACUUUAAUGCUUGAUGCCCAAUUCGUUUUAAUGAGAAAUAGAGUAAUUUGAUUUAUUGAUAAGGCAAGGGCAAUCUUGAGUUUGAUACGUCCCAUUUGAGUGGGCUCACCUAGUUUAGAGACUGUUAAAAAAUAAAAAAUAAAUAAAUAAUCGGUGUGAAGAGUAAAAAUGAGCACCACCAGGACAGAGAAUCCAGUGAUCUUGGGUUUGUCCAACCAGAAUGGACAGCUGAGAGGCUCAGUGAAACCUACAGGGGCUCCAGGUGGAGGUCUUCAACAGCCACAGAUAAACCAGAUGAUUAAAGGCACAAUAAAUGGCAAUUCCCAGCCAGCCCCUCCAACAAAUGCUGUUAUCAAGCCUGGAGAUGACUGGAAAAAGAAUUUGAAAGUGCCUCCAAAGGACAUGAGAAUUAAAACAUCGGAUGUGACUGCAACUAAAGGCAAUGAGUUUGAAGAUUAUUGCCUGAAGAGGGAGCUACUUAUGGGAAUCUUUGAGAUGGGCUGGGAAAAGCCAUCUCCAAUUCAGGAGGAAAGCAUUCCCAUUGCACUGUCAGGAAGGGAUAUCUUAGCCAGAGCCAAGAAUGGCACAGGAAAGAGUGGAGCCUACCUCAUUCCCCUUCUUGAGCGCAUUGACCUGAAGAAAGAUUGUUUACAAGCUUUAGUCAUAGUGCCCACCAGAGAACUGGCACUGCAAGUGAGCCAAAUAUGUAUCCAGGUCAGUAAACACAUGGGUGGUGUGAAGGUGAUGGCGACCACAGGUGGAACCAACCUCCGUGAUGACAUCAUGAGGCUCGAUGAAACGGUACAUGUGGUUAUUGCAACUCCUGGGAGGAUUUUAGACCUGAUCAAGAAAGGAGUGGCUAAAGUCAAUCAAGUACAGAUGGUUGUUUUGGAUGAAGCUGACAAGCUCCUGUCUCAGGACUUUGUGAUUAUGAUGGAGGAGAUGCUGGGCUUCCUGCCCAAACAGAGGCAGAUUCUACUUUACUCUGCCACCUUCCCUCUCAGUGUGCAGAAAUUUAUGAACGCACACUUGCAAAAACCAUAUGAGAUCAACCUAAUGGAGGAGCUUACACUGAAGGGGGUGACUCAGUAUUAUGCUUAUGUAACGGAAAGGCAAAAAGUCCAUUGCCUCAACACCUUAUUUUCCAGGCUCCAAAUCAACCAGUCUAUAAUCUUCUGUAACUCCUCUCAGAGAGUGGAGCUUCUUGCCAAGAAGAUUUCCCAGCUUGGUUAUUCAUGUUUCUACAUUCAUGCCAAGAUGAGACAGGAACAUCGCAACCGUGUUUUCCACGACUUUCGAAAUGGGCUGUGCCGAAACCUUGUCUGCACUGAUCUCUUCACAAGAGGAAUUGACAUUCAAGCUGUGAAUGUUGUGAUCAACUUUGAUUUUCCCAAGCUGGGAGAGACGUACCUUCAUCGCAUUGGUCGAUCUGGACGCUUUGGCCACCUGGGUUUGGCCAUCAACCUGAUCACAUACGACGAUCGCUUCAACCUUAAAGCGAUUGAGGAGCAGCUCGGCACAGAGAUCAAGCCCAUCCCUGGAAUCAUCGACAAGAGCUUGUACGUGGCAGAAUACCACAGCGAGAGUGGAGAAGAGGUCAAGCAGUGAGGCUAUUCUCCAUUUUUCAACCUAUUCUUCGCUCCCCUUCAAAUCCUUCUUCACCCUGUUUCUCCUGGACUUUUUUUCUUUUCAAAUUUGUUUUUGUACAGUUUCUUUCUUCUGGAAGCCACCAUCAGGACAGCAUUUGGAAACAGACACUUUUUGGAAGAACUCAUCUGCCUUAUUUAAAGGCUUUGUGCUGCACUGCAACAUACUGAAGACAUGAGCACCAAGAGGAAAGCGUGGGACCAAACGGAGAGAUAUGUGCGUAUAGAUGACUGAUUCAUAUCCACCACUGAAAACAAAGCCAGCCCCGACAGACCCUGGAAGGAAACCCUCCAUUCUGCAUGUUUUACGUUAAACUUUUAUCCAAUUUGUAACAAGUGCCUUAACAAGCAGCUCCACAUGUUCUGAAGUAAUAACCCGUCAUCGUCCUCCACUUUACUCACUUCACGCCACAUGUUCACCGUAUUGAGAAUUUGUUACAGUCCAUGUUUGAUCCGCGGGAUGAAUUCAUAACCAGUUUUGGUUGGUUGGUUGGGUCAUGUUUUGUGAGGGAAGCUGGUCUGAUUUAACUCUUAGCGCUGGCUCAGUGGAUUUUGAUUCUGGCUGAUAAAUGAGGGAAAACUUGGAUUUUCAUUGAGCAGAGACUGGAUUUUUUUUUUUUUUUUUUCCUUACCCUCCAAGAGACGGCCAGACUGCUCGGUAGCUUGUGGUGAAGCUCCUGCUUCUCAGAGACCCUGAUCCUUUCCUCUGUCUUCAGCCUCAGAACACUAAAAGUCAAAAAAGCAGCCAGAGAACCACCAUGAGUCAAGAUUCCUGUUUCAGUGGUGCUUCUUUGGAGAAAAUGUUUGUUUUUCUUCGUUUGUCCUGUUCCUCCUCCCCCCCUUCCUAUGGAUGGCCAUACCUUAUUCUGCAAGACAUGAAGCCGACAUGUGGGGUUCAGCUUUCUCCUUCUGUACAUACUUUUAUUUUAAGAUUGUUUUAGAAAAAAAUGUAACUGGCUGGCAAACUAAAAAGCUGCUCGCACCAAUUCUCUUGUUAGCACUGGAGAUCAUUUCCUCAACUGCCAGCUUUUGUCCUGCAAUAUUGGCCCGGGAGCUUAUUUAUAAUUUUAUAGAAUGCAAAAGCAUUUAAAUGAUGUUGGUCAUAGAAUGUUUUUGGGUUAAUCUGUAAUUUUCUUUUUAGUACUUUAAAGUUUGAAGGUGCAAUUCCAAAAAUGUGCACUUAAAGUGUUUAAAAGAUGCCCUUAUUCUCUCCUGCUACCAGUGUUAACAAGCACAGUCUCAACAGAUGGCUUCCCUAGGCUGGUGUAUUUGGAUUGAUUAAUAUUUUUGGUUACCAGCCCAGGUCUGUGAAUCUUAACUGCAGGACUGAUUUAUCAUAGCGAGCGGAAUAAUCUACCGCAUAGAAAUGCUUCUUGCUGCGGCGCAGCUUAAUUGGCUGUUUUUGUUUUGUGAAGGGAAGCUAUUUGCUGUUACUUUGAUUUAUGCCACGUUUAAGCUUGGCUGCAUCACUUCCUUCGGGGGGGCAGAAGCCCCAAAGUUCGCUGAACAGAAAGUUC
Messenger RNA from Cyprinodon tularosa, 3430 nucleotides. It is a transcript of the gene ddx6, whose product is annotated as DEAD (Asp-Glu-Ala-Asp) box helicase 6. The transcript has 14 exons. Gene Ontology annotation, biological process: P-body assembly; cytoplasmic stress granule assembly. The record is from RefSeq and is a predicted model, not a curated record. NCBI's taxonomy places the organism in Eukaryota, Metazoa, Chordata, Actinopteri, Cyprinodontiformes, Cyprinodontidae. Gene Ontology annotation, cellular component: P-body; cytoplasmic stress granule. Gene Ontology annotation, molecular function: RNA helicase activity; mRNA binding; ATP binding. Bases 436 to 1875 code for a protein of 479 amino acids.